This is a messenger RNA of Caenorhabditis elegans, 1312 nucleotides long. It is a transcript of the gene sek-4, whose product is annotated as mitogen-activated protein kinase kinase. Gene Ontology annotation, biological process: MAPK cascade. Gene Ontology annotation, cellular component: cytoplasm. The record is from RefSeq and is marked reviewed. Gene Ontology annotation, molecular function: ATP binding; kinase activity; transferase activity. The transcript has 8 exons. The coding region runs from base 12 to 1106 and encodes 364 amino acids. NCBI's taxonomy places the organism in Eukaryota, Metazoa, Nematoda, Chromadorea, Rhabditida, Rhabditidae.
UUUCAGGAAAAAUGCCGACGUUCGGACGUCGAGUUCCGAGACCAAAACUGGAUUUGCCAGCGCUCAGAGAAACAAUUCCCGAGGUGUUGAAAAACGGUGCUCUUGGUUAUAUCUGUCUGUCUGGUAGGAAUCUGAACGUUCCGGAAGAUAUGCUUCAUGGUGGAGUAAGAAUUGGAAGUGGUGAAGGACAAUCAGCAGUGUACCGCUUAAUAUACAAUGGAAUGGUUAUUGCAAGAAAAGAUGUAGCGGUAAGAUUACCUCAAGGCGGAGAUGAAGAUUCAACAAAUAAAUUAAUGGCAAAACGACUUAGAGAAGUGAAUGUAAUCAAUGGAUGUGCUCCAUGUCCGUUCAUUGUGCAUUUCUUUGGAUAUUACGUUCACAAGUAUAAAGACUGCGUGAAAAUUCAUAUCUUCAUGGAGGAAAUGGCGCUCAGUGCAUCCGUUCUCAAAAAAGAAGUACUGAAACGAGGCGGAAUAGUUCCCGAGUUUGUAAUAGGACGUAUCGCUUGCUCUGUAAUUCACGCAAUGUGGUUUUUGAAGGAGAAAAUGCAAAUCAUUCAUCGGGAUAUUAAACCAGGGAAUAUUUUGAUUGACUAUGAUGGGAGAGUCAAAAUUUGUGACUUUGGCAUAAGUGGAAUUCUUCAAGACUCCAUUGCCGUUUCAGCUACGGGAUGUCAGCAAUAUACUGCUCCAGAAAUCAAUGAACUAGCAAUGGUUCACUCACCAGGAUAUUCGAUCAAAAGUGAUAUAUGGUCACUGGGAAUCACCAUUUUUGAGCUUGCUACAUUGACAUACCCAUAUCCAGUUGGAAUCUCCGAGUUUACUCUCUCCUCUACGAUUAUGACGUCACCAGCACCUUCUCUCGAAAGGGGAAUUUACUCCGAUAGUCUUGUUGAGUUUGUUGAGCGACUACUUCAAAAGAAUAAAGAUGAUCGGCCAAGUAUUGUUGCUGUGCAGGAGCUCAAAUUUUUCGUGAAAAAUGACAUUCCAUUUUCGUGUAUCGGAACAGGAGUUGGUGAUUCCGACAAUGUACUGAAUGCAAGACCGUCUGUUGGAGCGUGGUUGGAUGAUUUCUUCUUUCCUAGAGACACGAUUCCGGUUAAAUGAUAUGAAAUUGUGUGUGGUGAAUUUGAUUUUAAGAAUUAACCAUUUGAACACACAUUAAAUUAUUUUAUUUUAAAAAUAAUUUUUUGCGGAUCGUUUGAUAUUUUGUCAUUGGUUUUGUCUUGCUUUUUCAUUGCAUUAAAAUAUAAUUAUUUUAAAUAUUUUAGAUUUAUCAGUUAUUGGUUUUUUUGAAUAACUUUUCAUGCUGC